Molecule: messenger RNA, 750 nt
Organism: Humulus lupulus (European hop)
Lineage: Eukaryota; Viridiplantae; Streptophyta; Magnoliopsida; Rosales; Cannabaceae
Product: probable LRR receptor-like serine/threonine-protein kinase RFK1
Exons: 10
Coding region: 13-750 (245 amino acids)
Molecular function (GO): protein binding
Source: RefSeq, a predicted model, not a curated record
UUCAUUAGGUCCAUGGAGAGCAACUUGUUUUCUGGAACUAUUCCCUCUGAGAUUGGGAAAUUGGUCAACUUGGAAUAUUUGACUCUUGCUGCAAACAAUUUCACUGGAGAGUUCCCUGAUCUCACUAGUCUCACCAAGUUAAAAGAACUAAGGAUCAGUAGUAACUACUUCACAGGAAGGAUGCCUGAGUUUGGCAAUUUGAAACAGCUUCAGAAGUUAGAGGUGGAAGCAAGUGGUUUCGAUGGGCCAAUUCCUUCUAGUAUAUCCAUCUUGAACAAGCUAGUAGAAUUAAGGAUUACUGACUUAAAUGGGGAGAUGAGCUCAGAUUUUCCGAACUUGAUGAACAUGACAAACAUACAAAGAUUGGUGCUGAGGAGCUGUAAUUUAAGAAGAAAUAUUCCGAAAUAUAUUCGAAAUUUGAACAUUCUAGAAAUCUUAGAUCUCAGCUUCAAUAAGCUAGAAGGGGAACUUCCAAAUUUUGUAAAUAUAAGAAAACUGAGGAAACUAAGAACAAGGGUGGACAUAGAUGGAUCCUGUAUUGGUUUUAGAGGACCAAGGGGGCCAAUUUUCGGCACCUUUGUUUAUGAGGAGGAGAAGAAAAUUCGUUUCUAUUGCAGCAAAAAUAAAAGGCUUAUCAGCAAACUAGAAUGGUGGUUUGAGAAGAAGUUACAAGUAAAACAAGAGAGUGAAAGAGAAUUAGCUUUUGAAUUCAAGUGCAAAGGAAGACUUGCUGGUUCCAUCUCUAAUUGA